GCCUCCAAGGUCGCAAUGAGACACCGGCGCUCCCUCGAAGGGGACGAGGAGGAGGAGGAAGACGCCGACACUUUGGGGCAGCAGCAGCAGACCAGUAAGGCUGUGGACAGCUCACCCAAUGAGGAAGCAGAUCAGAAUUCAGAUUCCUCGUUUGGUCCUGAGGACUCCGACAUCCUGGAGGAGGAUGUUCCAGAGGGUAUUUAA
Messenger RNA from Dibothriocephalus latus, 204 nucleotides. The record is from the annotation of a GenBank genome assembly. NCBI's taxonomy places the organism in Eukaryota, Metazoa, Platyhelminthes, Cestoda, Diphyllobothriidea, Diphyllobothriidae.